UCCAACCUUUGAAUUUUCUCCACACAUUAAAACCCUCACUGUCUAUAUAAACCCUAUCACCAUUUUAGUGUCACACAGCAACCAUGGCGAUUGAUGAGUAUGAUUUCACAAAACCAGGAGCUAUCCCAUUUCAAUGGGAAAUACGCCCCGGCGUACCCAAAGUCCAACACCAAAAACAACCACCACCACCACCGUCACCGCCACCGCCACCACAAACUUGUGAUUACGAUCUUAGUCCUCUCAAACCGCCACCAGCCGGGUUCGUUUUCGUGCCUCUAGCGGAGCCACGGACCCGGUCGUUUCGUUUGGGUUCUGCAACCCGAUCGCGUUCAGAGCGGUGGCGGUUUGAGCAGCCCAAUAUGCUGGCCCGGCGACCCGAGAUUGUUUCGUCACCGGGGUGCUUCUUGUCUCCUCUGCUAAGGAGAAAGCUGAUGAGCGGGAAAAAGGGGAAGAGUGGUGGUGGUGCAAGAACGGUACCCGAACCCGACUGCAGUUCUGACCUUGAAACACUGGCCCGGUGGUCGCUUUCUUCCCGGAAAUCGCUGCUUUCGCCGUUCCGUGACUCACCGACGUCGAUGUCGUCGUACUCGUCCUACCAGUCGUCCCCGCGACCCGUAAGCGACGCAGAGUGGGCCGGGUUCGGACUCUUCUAGCAAGCUUGCAUGGCUUUGAAUCAAGUUUGAAUGGUCAAGAGGUUUUUACAGUCAUAUUCUGGUGUUGUAAUUCCAAAGCACUAAAGCAGCAUGGUUAAUAUUUGCUCGCUUGUAGUAAAAGCAUCUUUUCUUUUUACCUGUUUGCCUCUUCCAAUCCAUUAUGUAGUAUUAUAGUUAGUCAACUCACAAGAUUCAAGAUCUUGAAAUGUAGUUGUGGAAAAAGGGAAGCCACUGGGAAGGAUGAAGUAUCACUAUCGGACCUCCAUAAGUUGAAAAGGAAAUAAAGAUGAAGAUGCCUCACUC
This is a messenger RNA of Rosa rugosa (rugosa rose), 956 nucleotides long. RefSeq lists its product as uncharacterized. The record is from RefSeq and is a predicted model, not a curated record. Lineage: Eukaryota; Viridiplantae; Streptophyta; Magnoliopsida; Rosales; Rosaceae. The coding region runs from base 84 to 653 and encodes 189 amino acids. The transcript has a single exon.